AAACAACUCUCUCCUGAAGGCUUAAACGGUCAACACCGCACCAGCAAAGGCGCAACUACUAUUUGCUUUGCCUCGAACCUGCCGCUUUGACCAUCGGAAUCGCUAUGCGUUUCGCGGCUUUGCUCAUCGGCCUGCUGGCCACAUUCGUCUCGUCCGUCGCGGCUACGGCGCUGACGUACAAGCUUGAGGCGAACGAGAAGGCAUGCUUCUACACGAACGUGGAGCAAAAGAACACCAAGGUGGCUUUCUACUUUGCGGUUCAAUCGGGAGGAUCGUUCGAUGUCGACUAUGCCGUGCUCGCACCGGGCGACAAGAUUGUCUUGGACGGAAAGAAGGAAAGGCAGGGCGAUUUCGUGUUCACGGCACAAAGCACUGGAGAGUACAAAUUUUGCUUUGAUAAUGAGAUGUCGACUUUCGCUGAGAAGAUGGUGGACUUUGAGAUUUCGGUGGAGAACGAACAACGCGCGCAACUGCCAUCCAAGCAAGGCGCCAGCCCCGAACAGGCCACUGCCCUGGAAGAGUCCAUCUACAAGAUCUCUGCCCAGUUGUCGACCAUCUCGCGCAACCAGAAGUACUUCCGUACCCGCGAAAACCGCAAUUUCAGUACUGUGCGCAGCACCGAGCGUCGUAUCUUCAACUUCAGCGUCAUCGAGGGCCUGAUGAUGGUCUCGAUGGCCGGCCUGCAGGUUUUCAUCGUCCGGUUUUUCUUCCAGGGCGCUCGCAAAGGCUACGUGUGAUGGACCCAUGAAUCAUAAUGUCAUUUGAACAACAUUUCUUUUUUUUGGCGUGUACAAUUGUAUCCAUUUUCUGAGUUCUAGAAUUAUCUACGAUGACCAAAAGGCCGGUAAAUGAAAUGUCUUGAGUUGUUGGAUUGCCUCGUACCGGGUUCUUUCUCUUUUUCUUCUUUCCUGCUUCAGGGUAGACCUGAGCCUGAUAGCAUUCCAGGGAUCAUUUCGGACUCGUGGAUUAAUGACGCUGGUCUCCACCAAAUUUCACCUAUCGAUAUCAGUGUUAAAGAAAAGAACCAUUUGCUCGUUCUUUUCCCUCAUCA
Messenger RNA from Penicilliopsis zonata CBS 506.65, 1051 nucleotides. RefSeq lists its product as hypothetical. NCBI's taxonomy places the organism in Eukaryota, Fungi, Ascomycota, Eurotiomycetes, Eurotiales, Aspergillaceae. Gene Ontology annotation, biological process: endoplasmic reticulum to Golgi vesicle-mediated transport; intracellular protein transport; protein retention in ER lumen. The transcript has 4 exons. Bases 105 to 737 code for a protein of 210 amino acids. Gene Ontology annotation, cellular component: COPII-coated ER to Golgi transport vesicle; endoplasmic reticulum; Golgi apparatus. The record is from RefSeq and is a predicted model, not a curated record.